Thermochaetoides thermophila DSM 1495 is the source of this 375-nucleotide messenger RNA. RefSeq lists its product as uncharacterized. The record is from RefSeq and is a predicted model, not a curated record. The transcript has 2 exons. Lineage: Eukaryota; Fungi; Ascomycota; Sordariomycetes; Sordariales; Chaetomiaceae. Bases 1 to 375 code for a protein of 124 amino acids.
AUGGCCCAACCACCAUCGAUCUCGACCAAGCCGGCCUCUUCCCGCGUGGAGGCCUUCAAGAACUGGCUCAAGCUCAAGCACUACCAAUUCGAGGUCACCUUCUCGGUGUACACCUUCACUAGGGGAGAGAAAGUCUUUUUCUACAUGGUGCUCCUCCUACUCAUCUCGCUCACCCUGGCCGCCACCAUCCUGUACCUGCCGCGCCACGUGCGCUUCGUCAUCUCGCGCGCCUGGUACUACAUCCACGGCGAGGCGCCGCCAUUCGGAGGGGCCGAGUCGGAUAUCUCGUUCCUCGCGACGACGGCGAAAAGGGUGAUGGAUUCCGCGGCUGCCGCGGUGGAAAAGGCGGCUGCUGCUGGGAGGAGGGAGCUCUGA